Panthera uncia (snow leopard) is the source of this 2450-nucleotide messenger RNA. Its product is annotated as transmembrane protein 202-like. The transcript is spliced from 4 exons. Lineage: Eukaryota; Metazoa; Chordata; Mammalia; Carnivora; Felidae. The coding region runs from base 120 to 1118 and encodes 332 amino acids. The record is from RefSeq and is a predicted model, not a curated record.
ACACUGUACACUUCCUGUUAGUUCUGUUUCCUGGGGUGGGGGAGGGGCAGGAAAGUGUGUUAGGUCAGAGUGGGUUAGGUUCUGUGGCAGUUGAGAAGAGCAAUGAGCCAGAAACUAGGAUGGAGAGAAGGGAAGGAAAUGCCAUGCCCUUACACAGGGUUUACAAUUCCAGCAUCUUGCGUUACCCAACAUAUAGGCCAAUUCUCCCCUACUGCAUGUACCACUUCUCUUCUAUGUCACCACACCAGCGACAGCUUCUGGAGAGGACCCAAAGCUACAUCCGCAUGUUCUGUGCUGGCCUCAUGGGCUUCAUCUUUGUCCUGCUGAUGUGCUUGUCCCCUUUACAUUGGGUACGGUUCAUGGUAAUGAAGGACAAGAAGAAACUCUUUGCGGGGCUCUGGACUGUGUGCCACCAUGAUCUCUGCUGGAGCCACGUGCCAAAAGCACCCUGCACCUGCCUACUCCUCUGCCUCAUUUUGUUCCUGAUGCAAGUGAAAUUGUACAGUAGGAACGUCUUGGAGCCCCAUUUCCUAUUAGCCUACAGCCUCAAUUGGUGGGGCAGUAUCUUCUACAUGACAGUUGGGUUCCUCUCUGGACUCAAUCACAUAAGUUCUCGGGCUCCUUCUCCAGAUCAAAAUCUCCUUGUGAUUCCUAUAACAAGGACAAGAAUAGGAAAUACGGCUAGAGUAGACCGGGGGCUAACUGAAACAAAUGUAGGUGUUUCUAAGUGGAUGAAUCAGGCACCAGAAAGGCAGUCAGGUUCAGUGGCACAAUCAAGUGUCUACACAGAGAAAGGGACUCAGACAAAGACAGUAACCCAAAAAGUGCUAGGAAGUCAGGUUGAACCAGAGGUCCAGGCUGAGUCAGGGACCCACACAGAGCCAGAGAUAGGAAAUGAAUCAGCAAUAAAAGAUGGGUUAAUAACUACAAGGUUAGCUACUGAGAUAGAACCAAUUGACACAGUAGAGCCAAGGCCUGAGGCAGAGAUAAUUGGGAGUGUGGCUGAUGAUAUGUCAAGCAAUAGCCUUCAGGGUAAUGAAAACAAAAUGACCAAAAACUGGAAUUAUGAGGACAGAGAUUCAGCUGAGAAAAAUGAGGAUGACAGAACAAAAAAUUAAUCUUAGAUACAAGGUAGUGAGAGCAAAGAUAUUAAAAACAAACAAACAAACAAACAAACAAACCCUAGAAGGCUUAAAGAUGUUUUGUUGGGUCUGAAGUGUGGUAGGAGUAUCAGAAGUAAUUCUUUUUUUUUUUUUUUUUUUACAUUUUAUUUAUUUUUGAGAAACAGAGUGAGACAAAGCGUGAGCGGGGGAGGGGCAGAGAGCGAAGGAGACAGAAUCUGAAGCAGGCUCCAGGCUCUGAGCAAGCAGUCAGCACAGAGCCUGAUGCGGGGCUUGAACCCACAAACUGUGAGAUCAUGACCUGAGCCGAAGUUGGAUGCUCAGCCGACUGAGCCACCCAGGCGCCCCAGAAGUAAUUCUGAUAUAAUAGUAUGACGAUUCUUUUGAACCGCACCCCCCCCCCCCCCCCCCCCCCCCCCCCCCGGAUUAUACCUCCUUCACGGAGCAAGUGGUAUUAUGGAUGAAAGCAAGCCAUUUGUAUGGGUUAGGGCAAAGGCACCAAUAAUGUAAGGCUCACAAGGAAAGAAAUGCAAAGCUUAUUAAAGGAAGUUUCCAUGUUAGUGUUGUGUGCUGUGGCUGGGAAAGGUUGGCAGGAGAUGAGAUGCCCAGGCCACCAAACCUUUCCAGAUUUCCAUGACCACACAAUGGCACAUCUCAGUGGGACUGAAAGAACUUUCAGUUUGGAAAUUCAAACUCUCAUUUUUGGUCCUUACUUCUUUAAUUCAUUAGGCUGACUUUUGGCAAGCAUUUAACUUUCUCGGGCCUAACAUCCUUCAUUGACCAGCUAGACUCUGAGAUUUCCUCUAGUGCUCUUUAUGGCCACGAAUGAUAAACAAUGGAGAAAUUAUUCCUUUGGCCAUUGGCUCGUAUGACCCCAGAUUAUUUUAGCAAGUAACUUAGUCUAGUCAGAGGAACUAAAUUCAGUUCUCUACCUCCAAGGCUACUUUUGGCAACUCCUUAUUUUUUUAUUUAGAUACCUCAUUUAAAAAUGUAGCUGAAUCCCACUGUUUUUAACUAUUUGGAAGAACUAGAAAGGAAGAAAAAAAGAGAAAGGCAAAAGGCCUGAGACUCUCUGACAGAGUCUACCACAUAGACUCAGGGAAUUUCAGUGAGGCCUUAAACAGUUUCACAAAAGAGAUUGUGGCCUUUGAAACUGGAAGCUAGUUUUUUGGUUGGAAAUAUUAGUAGUUCACCAUGAAAAUCCACUCUUAACUCCUUAAAUAGUUACUAUUGCUGGCUGUUUGCACCUCUAGCUAGUCAGUCAAAUUUUAUGACCCUUAAUUUUGUCAUCUUUAAAAGUGGCUUCAAUAAAUGAUACCAUCUCCAUUC